AUGGCAGAGGUGGAGGUCGUCCGCCAGGACUUGGCCCAGACGACUGACUUCCGUAUCUUUCCUCUCCUCGCUGAAACGGUUCUUUGGGUGAUCUUUUCUGUCCUUAUUGUGACGUCGGCUCAUAUUCUCCUAUCUCGCGGCCUUCGCUCGCGCGCAAACCGGAUCAUGUUUGCACUUACGCUCAUCAUGUAUACUCUGUCCACUCUAGACUGGGCGAUAGACGUUCGGCGAGUGUGGACGGACUUGAAGAUCUCGCUCCCAGCCGAGCUUUCCUCGCCACCGCAGAAUGAACACGGGCUCGAUCAGCUGAAUGUCGCACUGAAGAUUGUUGAAUCCAUCGCAAACCAGAUCUGUGUUCUUAUAAGUGACGUAGUCGUGUGCUGGAGGGUGUGUGUUGUGUUUGGAAACGACGGGCGCGUUGUAGGCGUGGCCGUGGCGUUCCUCGUCGCAUUAGAGACUGGCCUUCUCCUGUGCGGUCUUACGCAAGUCGGCAUUGGAUUUCCCGAGGCCUCUCCCGCUCUUGCCGUUCUCGCUCCUCUCGAGCUCCCUAUUGACAUCGUGACGCUGGCCCUAUCCGCACUCGUCAAUAUAUGGGCAACCGGCAUGAUAGCUUAUCGCGCGUGGGCGUGUCGCCGUGAAAUAAGACGGCACUUCAAGGACACGGGUCGCAAGACUUUUAUGGAGAGUAUACUCGUGCUAUUCCUAGAGUCAGGGACCAUCUACACCGUCUUAUGGAUACUGAGGAACAUCAUUGUUCUGCCAGUCGUUGAGGGGUCUCCGUAUACCAACUAUUCGGCGAUGGUGAUGUAUCAGAUGACGGGCAUGUACCCCACCGUCAUCAUCGUUUUGGUGACCUUGCAAAGAUCGCAUCUGGAGAACCAGUUCACUUACCCCGACUUGCCCGAUGAUUCAGAGACAGGACUCUCCUUCGCCUCGCCUACGCAAUACGGGACUGAUGGGCGCAUCACAAGCAGCCGCGAGAUGGCGUUUGCCCAGAACUUCUUGAUCGAAACGUCCGGAUCGAUCACCCAGUCAACGGAUGGAACAGAAAGUAGUACACAGAUUGCGGACAACAAGACAGUUCAGGCUCGAGGUUGGCCAGGCAAAGCGCAGUGA
This is a messenger RNA of Peniophora sp. CBMAI 1063, 1116 nucleotides long. NCBI's taxonomy places the organism in Eukaryota, Fungi, Basidiomycota, Agaricomycetes, Russulales, Peniophoraceae. The record is from the annotation of a GenBank genome assembly.